AUGGCCAAUGAAGAAGUACUAUCUUGCAUAUUUGCUUUGCUUGUUAAGCCUUAUCAUAAUACAAAAGAAUUAGUUGAUUCUUAUUUUCCUGAAUUAAAUAAUCUUCAAAAUGAGUUAGAAAAGUUUAUAAUUUGUGAAAAAUACUACAAUCAAAUUGUAGCUAAGGAUAAUUAUUUAAAUUACUUAAAGAAUGAAUUAUCAGAUUAUCCUCAGAAAAGAAGUCAUAAUUUUAAAUUUUUAUCAAAUAAUAACUCUAUUUUAAAUGAAGCUCAAAUAGAGUUACCAACAAAGGUUGAUAUUGGAAUUCAAGUAACAAUAGAUAGCGAUUAUAACCUUUCAGCUCAAGUAGAUGCAUUAAAGAAUUCUUUAUCUAAUCUUGUAACUAACCAUGUGGAGCAAUUACAAGCUAUUCAAAUUAAAAAUAAUAAAAUUUAUAAACUAGAAUAUGAAUGUGAAUCUCUUAAAAAACAAAUUGCUAAUCUUAGCAUUAAGUUAGAAGAGUUAAAUUCCAAUGAAAAUUCAGAACCGCAGACUCAGCCUGAUUCUCAUGUAGAACAACAACGCUUUCGUAUAUAUUUGAGGAAGAAACAGUUUUUAAACCCUGAAAAAAUUAAUAAGACAAUGACUAAUUUAGAUGGUGAUAUUAACUUAAGUGAUGAAAUAAAAUCGUUUAGUAUGCUUGCACAAGAAAAAAGACAAAUAUUUAUUAGAAAUACCUUACUGCAGCAAACGAGUACUGAUAUUUGGCAUCCAAUUCCAGUAACAGAGCAAGAAGCUGAUGCAUUGAGUAAUGAAAAUACAAUGAGAAAGGAAGAACUCUUUGCAAUUUUUAAUUCAGUGCUUGUUUUACUUCCUGAGUCACAACAUACAAAAUACACUAAUCUAAAAAAUAAAACAAAAGUUAUGCUCCUAACAAUUUUACAGGAAAUACAAGAUUUAAAUAAUGCUGAAGAAAUUGUAGAUGAUGAAAAUAUAAUUA
Dentiscutata erythropus is the source of this 979-nucleotide messenger RNA. NCBI's taxonomy places the organism in Eukaryota, Fungi, Glomeromycota, Glomeromycetes, Diversisporales, Gigasporaceae. The record is from the annotation of a GenBank genome assembly.